UUAACCUACUGUCUAGCUUAGCACACUGACUUGCUCACUCAUGCCAAGCUUGAGGCACAACAACUCCUUAGUGAUUGCCCUUGACAAGCAGCUUCAUCGGCUGUCCACAUCAAAGAUGAAGUUCAGCAAGGCCCCUGAGCUCCUGAAGAAGGCGGUGACGGCGUUGAAGAGCAAGACCGAUGCUCUCCGCACCAAGCUCAUCAUACUGGCCUCGUUGCGCCGCAGGAUGGCGAUGGUCGGCGCGGUGUCUCGCAGGAUCCACGCGCUCGUGUUGUCGUCGGACCGGGAGAAGAUCAGGGCGGAGCACUACGACAGGGCUCUCGAGGUGCUGCGCAAGGAGAUGGCGGCGAGCACGGAGCUAGCCGGUGAUCAUGAUGGCAAGGUCGAUCUUGAUCUCUUUGAGGUGGCGAUGUUUGGCGAAAAUGGCGAUGGCCACCCUGACUGGACCCACUCGCUCUUUGACGAUGACAAUUGUUACAACGACGACGAGGAGGAUGGUCGUGACGAUCGUGAUGAUCUUCACGUUCUUGACGCGCUCGCCGAGCCAUCGGUCAUCGAGAUCAUCAGAAGCAACCGUGAGGUUGAAGGUUUGGAGUUCAACAUGGACGAUGAGAUUGACGAGGCUUGUGAUAUGUUCAUAAAGAGGUUCCGCAGCCGGAUGAACCUGAGCUUUUAGUGAUCUUGUUUUGCUUUCGUGCUUGAUGCCUUGGUGUAAGGAUGAAGAGAGCAGUACUGACAAGUUGAGCGACAAUAGAAGGGGGUUGAGAUACUGAGUUACAGCAGAAACUAGGUGUAAGAGGAUAUGAACUUAUUUUGAUACCAUAUAGAAGUGUAUAAUGAAGUUGUUGAUCUGUUCAUUGACA
This is a messenger RNA of Phragmites australis (common reed), 863 nucleotides long. RefSeq lists its product as uncharacterized. The coding region runs from base 41 to 676 and encodes 211 amino acids. NCBI's taxonomy places the organism in Eukaryota, Viridiplantae, Streptophyta, Magnoliopsida, Poales, Poaceae. The transcript has a single exon. The record is from RefSeq and is a predicted model, not a curated record.